AUGUUUCUCAGUGUUUGUUUUACAAUUCCAACUAUUUAUGAUAAUCGAAAAUUCUAUUUGGAAAAUGGAGAUUGGGUUGUGAAAUAUUUACCAGAAACAAUAAGAAUUGAACGAAUUAUGAUUUGUGUAUUGAUAUUCAUCAAGGAAUUCAUUCAAUUUGUAUUCGGAACUCUUACGAUUCUUCGACUAAGAAAAUCAAAAAUAGUUUCAAAAGAUAAAAAACUGGUUUAUGUCACUUUAUUGCAUUCCUUGGCGGACCUUGGAGUUCUUAUUUUUGAGUUCACUAAGAUAUUCAAUCCAGAAUAUUCUUCAAAUCUCACAAGAAAUUCUGUAUGUUUUUUUUUACGUAGAAUUUAUACUCAAAGUAGUUCAUUCACACCAAUAAUUUCAGGGGGUAUUUCUGAUUUUCAUUCUAUCUUCUAUCAAUUGUAUUACCAUAGUUCCAUCAAACAAAACAAUUUGGAAAAACUAUAAGAACACUGUUUUAUGCAGAAUAUAUUCUGGAAAAGUUGAAAAUUUAUCAGCUAAUUUGAAUUCUGACAAACAUUAA
This is a messenger RNA of Caenorhabditis angaria, 550 nucleotides long. The record is from the annotation of a GenBank genome assembly. NCBI's taxonomy places the organism in Eukaryota, Metazoa, Nematoda, Chromadorea, Rhabditida, Rhabditidae.